This is a messenger RNA of Erpetoichthys calabaricus (reedfish), 7158 nucleotides long. RefSeq names its product tetratricopeptide repeat domain 22 (gene ttc22). Gene Ontology annotation, molecular function: protein binding. Lineage: Eukaryota; Metazoa; Chordata; Cladistia; Polypteriformes; Polypteridae. The transcript is spliced from 7 exons. The coding region runs from base 259 to 1938 and encodes 559 amino acids. The record is from RefSeq and is a predicted model, not a curated record.
AUCACUUCCUGCACCUGUCCUGGGGUCCCGGGCUCCUGACGCCUACCCCAUUAGCUUCAUGCGAGGGUCAGGCCUCUGGGCUUUGAUAAUCAGGAUCUCCCGUGGGUGCCAGGGGGUCGACCCCAGCAGCGUGGCGCGUGCUGCCACUGGUCACAUGGGACUCCCUCGUUGUGUUUGCUUCUCCGAGCCCGGCGGGCGGCCACUCCCACUGCCGGCAGAACUGGAAUUUCAGGAAGUCGUCUCCCGGCAGCAGACAAAAUGGGGGAGGAAGACUGCACAGCGGACAUCGAGCAGCUGAUCAGUGAGAUGGACUUCAUCCCUGGACACUUCUCCCUGGCUCUCAAUGUCAACUUUGAGUCCACCGUCCCCACCAGGCUGAGGCACAGGGACAUCAAGCUGAAGCGGGACAGCCUGAGGCUGGAACUGGAGUCCGAGGUGGGGCCGCAGCAGUACGCCAUCAGGCACCUCCUGGGGCUCUUCGCCUUCCACUUGGAUGACUUCCAGGAGGCCGAGGACAACUUUGCCAGCAUCUGCAAGGAGGACCCCCACAACCUGAACGCCUGGGCCAACCUGGGCUUCGUGUACGACAAGCUGAGGCGGGAGGCGGAGGGGUCCGAGUGCGUGGACAAGGUGUCCGCUCUGAUGGGCCUCAGAGAAGGGGGGCAGCUGCUGUCCGCACGCUGCCUGGCAGAGCAGGCCUACGCCUACGCCUACGACGUCGGGCUGAGCUCAGAGCAGGAGCGGGCAGAGAAGCUGAGGGCGGCCAUCGGCGCCUACGACAAGGCCAUCGAGUACGGUGGUCAAGAGAUUCCCAUUGAAGAAAAGAGAAGCUGGCAUUUCAGCAUGGCGGCGAUGAUGAUCAGGCUGGAUGGCAUUCUGGGUAACCAGGAGAGCAGUGAGAGGCUGAGGGGGGCGUCCUACGGCAGGGCCUUAAAGCUGCUCCGUGACGCCAUCAAGUCCAGCAACCUGCACCACCGAGCUCUCACCUGGUGCUACAUCGGAGUCAUGCUGGAACGUCAGGAGAGCUUCUCAGUGGUGCCAAUGGCUGUCCAUGAUGAAGGCUUCACCUGCACUGACCCCCUGGACUGUUACUAUAAGGCCAUUGAAAUCGCCAAAGAAGAUCCUUUCAUCUUAAACCGCCUGGCCAAAGUCUUCCUCUUCCUAGGAAAGCACGACAUGGCAAUUGGAGUGUGCAACAUGGCACUGGACAUACUGGCCAACCCCGAACUCAACUGGCAGGCAUACAGUACACGAGCCAAGGUCCACAUCACAGCAUACAUGCGGGACCUGGAGCGGGCGAAGCUUGGAUUCAGCGGAGUCCCUGACCGGGAGAACCUCAGUAAAGCCAAGACUGACCUGGAGAACAUCGUGGAAGUGCACCCCUGCCUGAAGACACACCUGGACAUCGGACAGGUUUACUACUACAUGGGCGUCGAUGCGCUGCAAGAGCGCCACCUGGUGGACGAGGCCGCCAUUAACAAAGCCCUGGUGUUCCUGUCCAAAGCUCUGGAGGACGAACUGGGAGACGUGCUGCCCGAGAUCCAGCUGCUGAGGGGCAAGUGCCUGCUGCUGAAAUCAGAGGAGGAGAACGCGGCCGAGUGCUUCAAGAGGGCCGUUGAGAUGGACGAUGGCGGGGGCGGCGGGCAGGCGGAGAGUUUCCGGGGUCUGCUGGAGGCGCUCCUGGCCCUGUACACCCAGAGGAAAGCUGGCGCCGAGGCGGUGAUUGCCGAGCUCGAGGAGUGGCUGGGCAAGGCCGAGGAGAAGUACCCGCUGGAGCAGGUGCGCCGGGAGCUGCAGGCCGUCUGUCGGAGCCACACAGCCGAGGUGAGCGACCUGUCCAGGGCCAUGAUUAGGGCCGGCAAGCUGGACCUGGUGAGGCUGCUGCUGAGCACCGUGGAGCCCAGGAGGAUCGAGCGGGCCAGGUCGCUGUCUUUGUGAUGCUGCGAAAGGCGCUAUAUCACACGAGGGCGGACGGACCAACAACAGGUGCUUUAAACCUGGGAUCAGGACUCGAGGGGGCAGGCUGGGGGGCUUCAUGGAUGUCUGACUAAAUGAGAAAGGCACGAGGCGCGUAGAACGGACGUGAGUGUGGAUCGGCGUGAGGACGGACGGCAAACAAAGGGGGGAACGCCGAUGAAAAUGGAGAUAAAGGCGCGAAAAAUCAGAAAUGUGACGGGUUUACGGAGGGGAAGCCAAAACAAGGAGAGAAUGUGCCGAAAAGACGAGGAACGGCACCUGCAAGUCAGAGUGUCACCGGCCCCUGACCACGUGACAGUAAAGACCCUGAGAGGUGACACUAGACGUGUCAUUCGUACCCCACCAUAAACAGAUUAGAGGAUGAAGGAGGCGCAUUCAGGGGGCCCAGCUGAGAGUACAACACAUACGUGUGCGAGGUGGGACUUGACAACAUCACGGGGUCCGGACUGGCCGGGGGUCUCAGCGGCUGGCACAGAGAGACGGUCAAUCCAUUAGGUGACACAGGUGGCCGACUAGGGCUCUGUCAUCUGAAAGUGGAGGGAUGUGUGGGGGCUUUGGUCAUCAAACUCUGAUGAUACUGAGUGGGAACUCUUACCUGCUGGGCACCUCUUAUGAAAGAAAAACAUGGGCACGCUCUGUGCACCAAGUGGGGGGGCGCAACAGGUCAUCAAAGUCCAAUAAUACCAACUGCCUACUGUGGACAAUGUGGGGCGACGUCCGUCCACCUCAGCUGGGGCUCCAUUAGUCUGAGCAUCGAGUGGACAGCUCGGUGCCCUCAUCAUGGGCCAAUGGCCACCUCACUUCACAAGCCUGUCUCGACUAAUGAAGAGCCUGAUGGCCUCCAACUGACUGGGGGUCUGCUCUCUUCAAACUGAGUGGUCCUUCACAGCGAUGCCAUAGGGGAGACAUUUUUAGUUCUGAAGAGCGCCAUCCACAUGAAGGUUCCAGAAAGGACUGUGGAAGUGUUGAGGUCCGUCACAGGCGCCAUACUGGAAAGAAGUGACUUGUGAAAUGUUAAAGGGACCCUCGCUGCACUCAGUCACAGGCCAAGGUCAGGUUGUGUGCUGCUGGGCAGCCUGGCAUACAUUCAGGGUUUGGGGUUUUUAAAAGCAGAAAGAACCAACUUGACGUGCAAAGAACUCGUCCCAGGAUGAGAUGGCGCUGGACAAGCAAUGGGAGCUACGAGGGGCCACACAAGCCAGCGGAGACCCUCAAAGAGAAGGAGCCCACGUAAGAGUGGGCAUCGGGACAAAAAACGUCUUGGAAAAUAAACAAUCGUUACUUUCAUUACCUGCCGGGAGGGCCCAAUUCACCAGUAAGCAUAAUGUUUAGGGCAUCGUCUGGGCAAGAGGGGGCACCACAGACAUUUUCCAUCGCCAGAUGUACCACAUAGACAAACGGCGAGGCUAAAACAGGGGCCACAAAAGGGGGGCUCCCAUUUUAAAUGACAAAAAAAUGACAUCCAUAUCUGUACAAUAAUAAAAAACGCUAGUAGAAAAGUCAGAAUAGAAGAUCAGGAUCUGCUGGGGGGCUCAACUUCAGCUGGCGCUUUGUGUCCUCAACAGGAUGGCAAGGUGACAAGAAGGGAUGGAGAAGUCAAGAAGCAGACGUGCUGAGGGGGCAAUUAGGAAAAGGACGAGCAAACGUUACACAAAUAAAUGAACAUCAAUACUGUCGGGGGGGGGCUCAGUUUGUAAAACAAAAUGGGGUCACCCGCCACACCACGUGCCACCUGGACUGGGACCACACUGAGCAGUGGGAGGGUUUAAGGUGUGUCUGUGGGGGCACCAAAGUCCUUAAAGUGCUGAGGGUCUCUGGAGGUCUUCAUCCACACUGGCAUUGGGGACUCAGGGGACAAAGCCCACCGCACACGUGCCCUCUCUCUCUCUCUCUCUCUCUCCCUCUCUUUUUCUUUCUCUCUCUCUCUCUUUUUCCUUUUCUCUCUUUCUCUCUCUCUCUCUCCCUUUCUCUCUUUCUCUCCCCUCUCUCCCUCUCUUUUUCUUUCUCUCUGUCUUUCUCUCUCUCUUUUUCACUCCCUUUCUCUCUCUCUCUGUCUCUCACUCUUUCCCUCUCUUUUUCUUUCUCUCACUCUCUCUCUCUUUUUCCAUCUGUAGUCCAGACAGUGUGAAGCCUCUGAGCGAUUCAGCAAAUGAAGGGAAAAGGAGUCGACGAUGAAGAAGAAGCUCUGAAUGAGAAGCUGCAGCCACAGGACCCCCCAGGACUGACGCCAUAGGGAGCCUCAUUCAUUCACUACACACACACACACUCACAUUUGACAAAGAAGGCCAAAUCAAAGUCCAUAUUGGGGCUCGGACUUUUUCUUUUUCUCCGCUCCAUCGACGGCGCUGAGGCUGGCAGGACUUUAUUAAACGACUGAGACGCAGCAGGCGAGGAGCGACUUGGAGCUUUUUGCUCUUCUCACCUCCCCGUCUUCUGGCUGCUUAUCUCAGUUUCACGUCUCUGUGGCCUUUUCUGAAAUAUUUUUUCAUUUCCUUCGGUGUUUCCUCUUUAUUUUUUCGAUGUCAUCACCUUUUUAUUUGUAUUCCUAGAUACAGAUCGGUACGUCUUUUGUUUUAUUCAUUGAUAUUCUUGUUACACACACACUUGUGUCAGUCAGUUGCUUAUAUCUGUACAUUAGUAAUACAUUUCAUUGUCACCUUGUAUUGUAUGUUCUAGUUUUCACAGCAGUCGGAGUUAAUGACACGGUCAGCACACAGGGGUGACACUCCGGGUCGGCUCCACACUCCUUGGCAGCUCCUAGGACCCUCUUGAACCCGGGACCGCCUUCCGUUAUUUAAAAAUGGAUCGUGCUGUGAGCCAAAUGCAUUAAACAAGUGGACCUCCAUGGCGCUGUAACAGCCCGUCCUGUCACGGUAGUCUCAGUCCAUCACGUGCUGGACGUGUCUACGUUGGAGCGGUCUGGUGCCGCGACGGUGAUUUAUUUAUUUAUUUUUGGUGGAGAUUCCAGAGACGCGCCCAGCAUUGGCUCGACCCUCACGCUCCCACAAGCAGAGACAAAAAGCCAAAUAAAGAAUGUCAGUCAGUCAGCCAUCGUCCAACCCGCUAUAUCCUAACUACAGGGUCACGGGGGUCUGCUGGAGCCAAUCCAAGGCAGCACAGGGCACAAGGCAGGAACAAACCCCGGGCAGGGCGCCUGCAGCCCACCACAGGUAUUAAAGAAUAAUAAAUGAAACCUGAGAGCAAAUGUGCCAUCAACUUUAACUCGAUGCCUUUUGCUUUCAUCUUCUGCUCACUGAGCUCUUUACAGUGGCAGACAUUUCAAGGUGGGGGGCUCAGACUUUUGCACGCCACUGUAUUUGGUGUGUGGCGCGUCCUCAGCGUGUCACAUGAAAUGCUUGCUUAGGACAGCUGAUGGUCGUCGUGUCUGUGAUUUAUUCUCAUUGAGCUCAGCUCCUACUGAACCCCUUCACCCCGGGUGUCACCCAAGCAGGAGGGCCCGCUGUGCCCCAGCACUCCUCGUCCCAAAUGGCUGUCAGAUUUCAAUUUCCAUCCCUCACGAGGUGGCCAUAAACAAAUUAGCUGCUUGAAGUCCCGCGUCUGCCGCAAUGCCAGCUGUUAGGACUGUGGCACUUCAAAAUCGAAUGGCCCUGGACGUGACAUUGGCAGCAAAGGGGGGCACCUGCUCGGUGGUGGGGGCUUUGCGCUGCACUGAUGUUCCUGAAAACAUUGGCUGAUCAGGACCACCAAGCUGUGGCCUCUGCAGAGUCACCAGUGGUUGGACUUUCUCCUAAUUCUGAUGUUCUGCACUCGUUUUCAUGGCUUCCUGCUUGGAUGUUUGGUGACUUCACUUCCUUCUCUUGCAGUUUUCUUGCCGUAUUAAAGGUUUGUGUCCGCAGGUUAGUUCAGAAUACAACCACAGUUUACAGAUGACCCCUGGCCGGCCCUUGAGGAGACCCUGGAGAGGUGGAGAUAUGAGAGGAGAGGAGAUGAAUGAAGGUCAGUAGGAAAAAGACAGAAUACAUGUGUGUCAAUGAGAGGGAGGUCAGUGGAAUGGUGAGGAUGAGGGGAGUAGAGUUGAUGAAGGUGGAUGAGUUUAAAUACUUGGGAUCAACAGUACAGAGUAAUGGGGAGUGUGGAAGAGAAGUGAAGAAGAGAGUGCAGGCAGGGUGGAGUGGGUGGAGAAGAGUGUCAGGAGUGAUUGGUGACAGACGGGUAUCAGCAAGAGUGAAAGGGAAGAUCUACAAGAUGGUAGUGAGACCAGCUGUGUUAUAUGGGCUGGAGAUGGUGGCACAGGAGACAGAGCUGGAGGUGGCAGAGUUAAAGAUGCUAAGAUUUGCAUUGGGUGUGAUGAGGAUGGACAGGAUUAGAAAUGAGGACAUUAGAGGGUCAGCUCAAUUUGGACGGUUUGGAGACAAAGUCAGAGAGGCGAGAUGGUGUUGGUUUGGACAUGUACAGUGGGGAGAUGCUGGGUACAUUGGGAGAAGGAUGCUAAGGAUAGAGCUGUCAUGGAAGAGGAGAAGAGGAAGGCCUAAGAGAAAGUUUAUGGAUAUGGUGAGAGAGGACAUAUAGGUGAUGGGUGUAACAGAGAAAGAUGAUGAGGACAGAAAGAUAUGGAACAAGAUGAUCUGCUGUUGUAACCCCUAAGUGGAGCAGCCUAAAGAAGAAGAAGAAGAAGACUAUGUUGCAGAUGUUCUAUAACAGCGUGGUGGCCAGUGCCAUUUUCUUCACUGUGACAUACUGGGGGAGCAACAUGAAAGUGGCAGGCAUCAGGAGAACUAAACAAACUGAUUCAGAAGGCUGCCUCUGUGGCAGGAACUGGAGAAACUGGACAGCCUGGAAACUGUGGCAGAUCAGAGAAUGUUGUCCAGGCUUCGGUCUGUUAUUGGAAAUGCCAGUCGCCCACUUGAUAGUGUUGUGGUUGGAUGGAGCAGCAUCUUCAGCAGUGGACUGACUGGCAUCACAUGCUCCACUGAACGUCACAGGACAUCCAUCAGACUCUAGGACUCCUCUUCUGGUCACUCAGCCACACUUUCAGUUAUUACUCUUUUUUCUUAUUUGUUCUCAAAUGUGUAAUAUUAACACUCUAGUUUGAUACUUCCAUUUAUUAUACGUUAUUUAUAUUGACAUGAUUACUUAAUACUCGCUCUUAGUGUAACACGUCCCUUCUCUGUUGUUAAGUUGUAAUUUCCUUCGGGAUUAAUAAAGUUUUUCUGAUUCUGA